GGACAUGAUAAGGAGCUCUUUACUGUUGCUGCAUGAGCUCACCAGCUGUGGCGACUCUGGACUUUCCCCAACAGCUUGCACUAUCCCCCUCUCUCACCCUCCCUGUCACUCACCCUCACUCUCUCUCACCCUCACUUUCUCUCACCCUCACUCUUCCCCUCUCUCUCUCUCUCUCUCUUUCUCUCACUCACUCACACUCCCAAAUGCACAGGGAUUGCAGCAGCGCGAGAUGGAGAUCUCCACUGCGUGUGUGAGUGCCUAUUGCCGGUGAGUGCAGGAACGGCAGCAGUGUCAGUGGUGCUUGAGUGAGGGGAAAGAGAGAGAGAGAGGCAGAGAGAGGGAGAGAAGUGGGGGAUAUCAUUGUGGAUCUUACGGGUUUAGAGGCUUUUUUCUUUCUUUCUCACUGCUAUCCUGAACCUUGGCUGAUGUGCCACAACUAUUGCAGCCGUCACUGCAGCGGUCCCCUCUCCUCUCUCUGGACAGAGCUCUCUAUGCCACUCAAUGAAUGGAUAUGCACCGGCUCAGUGGGAGAUCUCUGCUUUGUUGUCCUUUGAAUCACUGAUUUGUUUCUCACGAAACCAUGGUGAGCAAGGAAAACAGCAAGGUCGUGCUAUCCAACUCAGAGUCCGAUUCAGAGGCAGGCCCGUCACAAAGCCUGGAGGUGCAGUACGGUCCUGACGGCAAACAGCAGGUGAAGAAGAGGAACAAAGCCUUACAAGUCCGCUUCAAGGACAUAUGUGACGCCCAGAAGGAGCAGCGGGCAGGGGGGCGAGGAGCCCGGUCCAUUUCCUGUAAAGUGGCUUACAGGAAGUACAUGACGAUGCCUGCGCGGCGCUCCAUCCCCAAUGUGACUAAGAGCACAGGUGUCCAGACGUCACCGGACCUUACGAAACACUACCAGACUUUCCCCUUCGAGCGAAAGAAAGGACAUACGAUCAAACACACAGCCUUGGUGGAGGACUACAAGGGCCAGAACAACGGGUUUUUGAGUGACUUGAAAGGGCAGGAGGAGGCGCUGGGUUUAGAGGAGUGCUCGUCUUCUCAGGGUGCAGGGAAGCAUGUGCGGCAGACGCAAGCACUGCUCCACCACACGGACGACAGCAGUGGCACAGAGGAUCUGUUAUCCAUUGCCAACUGUGUAGAUGGGCGUGCGUGCCCGGACUCCUCUCGCAUCACAAAGGACACAGAAUGCUUUGCAAACGACCCAACUCCCAGGGGAGAGCCAGAGAACCCUGCCUAUGGCGCGAGGACCAAACACAAAGGAUUAUCCAAAGCGGACACAAUGGGUGCCAACCCUUCUGCCAAGCGCCAGCUGGCCAACUGUGAGGAACCCUUACAGGACUCAAGGUCAAAGGUCACAAGUCCAGUUGCCUGGAACUCCCUGACGCAAGUGGAAGGUCUAGGCCUAGGGAGUCCGUCGGUGCGCUGCAAACGCAAAAAGGCCAUGCAGCCCAAUGGACAACAGUCCCAGACACUGCCCCACCCCCACAGUGCUGGCUGCUCUGUAGCUAGGGUAAAGGCACAUCAGUGCCGAUCAGGGACUUUACCAACCCCAAUGAAACCCCAACCUGGCCUGGACAGCCAGGCAUGCCCCCCAGGACGGCAGGGUGCCUGCAAGGAGAUAGUGCCCUUAGCUGGGAACGGGGAUAUUAAAGAAAAGCUCCAGGCCAUGGAAAACCUCAUCAGCUCCAGUCAGGAGACCAUCAAAGUCUUACUGGGGGUCAUCCAAGAGCUGGAGAAGGGCGAGGCUCAGAGAGAAGGGCUUUCCUACCGAACAGGACAGGACACAGCCAACUGCGACACGUGUCGAAACAGUGCCUGCAUCAUUUAUAGUGUGGAGCUGGACUUCAAGCAGCAGGAGGACAAAUUACAGCCCCUGAUUAAGAGACUGUGCCCCUUGGACGACCCUCAAUACCCUGCUCUGCCUUACCCCCACGAGGUGUUCACCUCAACCCCCAAACGCAAGUCCAAGACAGAGUCCAAAAAGCAUGGUCGCUGGAAACUCUGGUUCCUAUAAUUUAGGGAACACUUUGGAUUUUGGAGAUGCCUUUUGGAUCAGUUUUUACCCAUUUACUAUCUUCUCUCAAAGGGAUUUAUCAGAACAGAUUUUUUGCUCCAGAGGACAGAUAACCAGAUACCAGUAAACCUACAGUAUAUCAGGGUUCUGAGUUGGAACUGCACUAGAAAUCAAUGGGGGGGGGGGGGUAAAAAAAAAAGAUAUAUAUAUUUUCUCAUGGAGGUUUAGAGUCUGCCAAGACUUCAGUUUCUGGCUCAAACACCAGAGAAGAUCAACUUAUACCCUGGCUAGAGGUUAGCAAAACAACAAGGUGAGACUGGAUAUAUUUAGGUCGUCUUGAGAUGUAGCCUACAAUAUGAAGACGGAUGUUAUUUAUUUACUGGGCAAAUGCUUCUCUCACUUUUUUAUUUAUGAAUUCCAAUGGCACACCUUUUUGGUCUCUUUCCCCAGAGACCUCUGCUUGAGUAGAAGAGGAAUCACCAUGUGGAAGGCCUGUUUCUCUACAAAGCUACUUUAACCGUACAUCAGCCUGUCGGCAAAGCACAAACAUUUGGAUACUGAGAUGGAAGAAGAAGUUAUAUACAGUACAUUACAGUAUAUUAGUGAACCAACUCUACAUUAACCCUUCUUGCCCCUUCUCUCCAGUCUUGAGAGAACCCAAUCUCUGUCUCUCUCUAUCCCCUCGCACUCUCUCCCCUCUCUCUCUGUCUCUCUUUCCCCCCUCUCUCUCUCUCUCUCACCCCUCUCUCCUUCUCUUCCAUCUCUCUCUCU
Molecule: messenger RNA, 2788 nt
Organism: Oncorhynchus mykiss (rainbow trout)
Lineage: Eukaryota; Metazoa; Chordata; Actinopteri; Salmoniformes; Salmonidae
Source: RefSeq, a predicted model, not a curated record